Monosiga brevicollis MX1 is the source of this 790-nucleotide messenger RNA. RefSeq lists its product as uncharacterized. The transcript is spliced from 2 exons. The record is from RefSeq and is a predicted model, not a curated record. The annotation marks the transcript as partial. NCBI's taxonomy places the organism in Eukaryota, Choanoflagellata, Craspedida, Salpingoecidae.
CUCUCACAUCAUGGCCUCGAGUGGCAAUCCGACCGGUGAGCCGAUGUAUUCGGCGGCGCAAAUCCGCAUCCCUCCCGAUUUGCCCGAGGUGCUGAAGAGCUUUACCAAAGCCGCCAUUAAGACGCAGCCCUCGAACUUGACCGUAUGGGCUGCACAGUAUUUCGAGGCGCUGGCCAACGGCGAUGCGCCGCCUGUAAAGGAUCGCGUCGCCAUUGAGCCGACCGUCAUCCGUGAGGCCCCCGCGCUCACUGUUGCUAAGCUGCGCAAGCUGUUCUCAACCUUACCUGCAUCCGGAACAGUGCCGGUUGCGGACUUGGUGCGCCUGUGUGAGGAGCAAAACUUGCCCGGCCAAACGGUACAGGACAGCCUCUGCGUUGGUGACUUUGGUGAACAAGUCCCAAUCAUCCCAUUCCUGGCCCUGCAGGCGGCGGUCCUGAAGCCAGCGCUGGCUGACGCCCUCUACACAUUUGGUUCAAUUCUGGGUGACGACGAUUCGGGCACAGCUGUGCCUCGUGAACCCUUUCUCGAGGCCAUUCGCUUCAUGUGCAACAUCAGCGGCGCGCCGGCCGAUCAGAUGGCUUUGGUCGUGGACCAGUGUGCUGAAGGACAAUCCGUCAAUCUGCUCCAGCUGGACUUGUCAUCCUUGGUCGACGAUGAUGAGAAGGCCAAUGUUGGACUUCAGAUCGAAGGUCGUCACAUCGACAACGAGACAGCCCGAGGCCCUGACGACGAGGCCAUGCUCGUGAACGAGAAUGCAAGUGCAGCUGAAGAUGACGACGAAACCGAGCCG